AUUGAAACAAAUAGUACUGAAGUAUUAUUUGGAGUUGUGAUUACACCGAGAAAAUUACUCCUCAAUUCUAAUUCCUUUCAAAAUUAUGCGUUUCAAAACGGCGUGCCCUUUGAACACCACUAUCCGCAUGAUUUGAUUGUUUUGUUUCGCCAAUAUACAUAUUAUCAACCCUGAACUUUUGCUGCUUAAGUCUGAUUGCUAUACGUCCGUACAUUUAGAUAUAGUGAUAUACCCAACAGUUGUGUUGUACAGGUUUACAACAUGGAUUGCGUCUAUUUUUAUGAUCACUUGGUGAUAUUUCGAAAAAUUGAUUAUAUCGAGUCCAAACUCAGAAAGGAAGUUCAGGGGUAUGAUUUAGGACACCAAGCAAAUGAAAAUACGCUAAACAUCGUAUCCCAACUUUUAACUGAAGCUUUGAAAGAUCGAGUAUCGCUCGUUUGUCCCAUCAGAGUUUGCAUAAAAGGAAAAGUAACUUCCGAACAUUUUUGUAAUUUUAGAAAGACCUCCAUGGCAUAGGACUUAAAUAUAUUGGACAGCUCACUCAUGCAAUCCUCACCAAAGGUCCCCCAAGUAACACUCCGGCUGGUAAUGAAUUUCGCCAGUUUUGGGGCAAAAAGUCUGAACUUCGUCGUGUUGAUGGUGAUUUGUGUGAAUGUGUUGUAUGGAAUGGUGGUCCUAAUGUCUGUAUGCAGAUCAUAAAUUUUAUUCUAGAAGAGUAAGUUGAUGUUUUUCGGUUAAAAGUUUCCGGCUGGUAAUAACUUAAACUGAAAGCUGUUAGCUUAUUCGCACAAAUUCUUGAGAUUCGCUACGCAAUAUGUCCCUAUGGCUUAGUGAAAAUGGGAACAAGUAUUUUUCCGAAUCAGUUUAAUAUUAAAUACUUGUUUCCUGAUCGUCUUCCAUUUUUAAUUCUAACCGUCCUGGCCUUCCAGGCUUUUCUAUGUGGGAACCUUCGAUACCUAGUUGUCACCUCCAUAAUCCAUUUUCAUUUGCUUAAUAAAGUCAAUCGUGACCUAAAUUAUUCGGAUUUUUCCGUUCUGUUUCUUAUUCCAUUUGGAUACUAGCUCAACCAAACAUGAACAACGUAGAGACAGGCGUUUAUGUAUAUGGGUCUAGGUUGCUACACCAUAUCAAUACAGCAAGAUAAGAUUAUUAGGACCAAUGUCAAUGUAGUAUUACUAGUGAUGGUAAGGAACAUUAAGCUUUUCAAGUACUCUAGUAAAAAGCUCGAGAUAAUCGUAAAACCUGUGCUAUAAAGGAAGAUAGUAAAUGCACGUGGUCUGUUGGGGUGAAUUCUAAGCCAUGUAACUCAAAGUGUCAAAACACUGAUUACGAUCAUCUCAUUCGCUUAACAGUCUUCUUACAAAAGUCAUAAAGUAUGGCUGACACAAGUCACUCAGUCUUUUAUUGUUAAUCGUGAUAACACUAUCGUUUCCUAAACACUGGUAAGCGAUUUAUCUUACUCUACCUAAAUAACAUUUAAGUGUUUAGAAAGCUGUAGCAUAAAAUACUCCAGUGUUGCAACAGAACUAUGUCUAGUCAUGCACUGUAUAUGCAUUAAACUGACCACAACUUGAUUCAUGCGUUUACUAAAACAACUUAUGAUUUGACCACUGUCUGCUUUCUGCUAUCUAGUGUAAGGUUAAUAGUACAGUUCUGUCUAAUUUUGUGCUUAUGAUGCUGUUAUUUGGAUGAAUUUUUAUCCAUCUUUCUUCAGUCCUCAAAUUCAAAGCUUGAUGAUCUUUGUUUUUAUUAUAAAUAGAUGAAUAAUAGUUAAUUAACUUAUUCGCCAGGUACUUGAGUAUAAACAACACUCUCGAUGUGAGGGUUAAUGAUACUAUCCGGUUUUCAAAUCCGUAGUGUGCAUUGUGUGCAAUCCAUUUAUCGAGUACAUUGACCUGUACUCGACUUCGAGUGGCUAAACGACAGUGGUUAGUGCGAAAGCCAGUAGUCAGCAAUAAGUAAAGGUGUUGGUAUGUUAUAGGGUUUUCAUCAAACUGAAGCAUUGAGAAGUUAAACUAACUCAAUCUAUGUUCCUACGAGGGUUAUUUUGUGUUUAAAGCUAUAUUAAAAUGUUAAAAAUAAAACUGAUUAGCUAACCUACCAAGUUGUUCGAUUAUUAGAAUUAAUGUAACGACCCAGGAAGUUUGUUUUAUAUAAUUGUCAUUGUUGGAAAUUUUAGCAGUCACCUACAUGUAAUAAAUUCAUCUAUUUAACUUCUUUUUCGUGUUUUAUAUAUUGUAUCUAAUUUUUCGCUCUAGGAAACUCCAUUUGUCUGCAAAUGUUAACGUAUCAAAGCCGUGGUAUCACCUUUUGCCUAAUCGUCUUGAUCCAUUUAUAAGCUUGCAUAGACGCAACCGAAAAGUCAACUUAGUUGCCGCCUCACCUCUUCGUCUGAUUAGAGCAAUGGAUAAACUCCGAGCAUUACUACGUGGAUUAAAUGAUAAACUUCCCCUUAAUAUUACGGGAAUUUUACCUUUAUCAUCAGCUUUUCGUGACACUUCGGUUUUCCCUCCUAUAUUGUCCUUUCCUAUGGCUAACCAAUCACAUUACGGAAUAAAAAAGCCAUAUUUUCAUACGGUUAAAUGGUUAUUGAAAAAAGCAUGUUUUCCUGUGUUCCCAUUGUAUGUCAUAAUUCACUUGGAGCAAUCUGGAAGGUGGCCAAACGACUUAGAUGCAUUCAGACAUAUGAAGCGAUUACUAGUGAUUCGUAUGCAUGAAUUACUAUCACCUAAAGGAAUUCCAUCUCAUGUUACCGUCGAUAAUAUGCUGGAUAUAUUUUUACAUGGACUAGUAUUCCGAAUUGUAAUUUCACAAUCAAAAGAACUUAAUUUAAUUCAAAAAUUAAGUAAUUCCGAAAUCAAAGCAGAUAAUAAAAAUAAAACACUUUUGGAGACUGGUGAAAUGAAUUCCGAAGCUGCGUGUUGGAUUCGUCUGAAUCAAAGUUUACCAACAUUAGCUGGUACACUAAGUGGUGUUUCACGUACUUAUGCACACGUGUUUCCUAUAGCAUGUCGGUUAGCUAAACGUUGGUUAUCAGCUCAAGGGUAUCCAGUGAUUUUAUGUCCAUAUGAAGCGGAACUAGAUGGUCUACACAAUUCAUCAGAUUUUUAUCCACAAUCUGAACAAUGUUCGUCUGCAUUAUCUACUUGGUGGUUAAAAGAUGUCAAUACAAGUACCAAUGAUGGACGUAUGACUGAAGUGGCUGUUGAAUUAUUAGUUCUUUAUGCUUCGAAGCUGUGUGAUUCUGUUGAUUCAGAGUCGAAGGAAGCUAAUCUUACUUCGAUCGGAUCACCUGUUGCUGCAUUCCUACGAUUUCUUGAUUUAUUGGCUACUUAUGAUUGGGAAAACGCUCCACUUCUAGUUGAUUUAAAUGAGGGAUUUUCUGUGGAUAUUAACAAACGUCAACUAGCUCUGGAUUUAUUUAAUCGUACACCUCGAUGUAAUUUACCCGCUUUAAUCAUAUGUACUCCACUUGACACAACUGGAACAGAAUGGACUGAGGUAGGACCAAGUCGAGGAGGUCUAAGUGAUUUGAAAUUGCUAGCGGGUCAGUCACGUGAUUUACUAAGAGCUAUGCUUGUUAGUAAUGCUCCAAUUAAUGAUCUACUGGUCAUUUUUCGUCCGGUCUUUAGUAAAAUUGAUAUAGUACUCAAUGUCAAAGCAAAUAUUGUAAAUAUUCGUCAAUCAGAAUCGUUACUUGGAGCGUUGAAAAAAACGCAUCUUGUUGUUCCUGAAACUAAUAAUGAUAGUGACGUACCUAUGGAAUUCCCAGAUCCUGGAGCUCGUUAUUGGCCACAAAGAUACUGUUAUGAUCCACUGAAUUGGUUUGUCAAAUUAUUGCGUUUACGUCUAGGCAGGUUUUUUGAAAUCCGUUGGGAUCGUCAUGGCGGUAAUUGGAUAGCUCUACGAUGGCGUCCACAUUUCAUCCAAACAAUCAGUUCAAAAGAUCGAGUUACAUUAGUCCAAUCAAUAUUCAAUUCUGAUUUGUUGGAUGGUUUAACUCAACAUGCAGACGGCUGUCAACUUACUGAUUUGGUUUGUGAUAAACCAUCUGAUUUACCUCUUGUAUAUAAUGAUUGUUCAUUGGUAAAUUUAUUGUCUAUAUGGGCCAAGAAAUUUAUUGACUUGCCUAUUAAUUAUAGUAAUUUGACAAAUGGUAUUACCAUCAGCAAAAAACGAAAACAUAGUAUAUCUGAGGAGAACACAACUAAGUGUAUGAAAAACAAAAAGAAAAAAAAACUAAAAGAAUAGUUAAAUUGAUGUACCGAUUAUUACAUGUAAAUAAAUAAUUAAUUGAUGUUGAAUUCUAUAUGUGCAUAUGAGUUUUUGUCCAACUCUGAUGUUAUUGGGUUGCUAUUGAUCACUUCAACCAUUCAAUUCUGUUAUCUCUCCAAACUUUGAAUUCCUUCCACGUUUGCUUCGUCAAGAUGAUCUGUAGUCAAUCUGGUUCUGUUAACACGUACGGCUUCAUCUAAUUAGGCUAUGAGUUACGUUUUUUGUGUUGUAAUAGUUACUGACCUCCUGGCUAUCAAAGCAUUGUUAACAAAGAGAACUGCUUCAAACAUUGGUUAUGUACCUUUUAAAAAUCGAGUUCUUAGAUCACUGGGAUUUUUUUCUCUUAAUUAAUGAUCAUUAUAUAUGACUAACCAG
Messenger RNA from Schistosoma spindalis, 4650 nucleotides. NCBI's taxonomy places the organism in Eukaryota, Metazoa, Platyhelminthes, Trematoda, Strigeidida, Schistosomatidae. The record is from the annotation of a GenBank genome assembly.